Molecule: messenger RNA, 2977 nt
Organism: Dinoponera quadriceps
Lineage: Eukaryota; Metazoa; Arthropoda; Insecta; Hymenoptera; Formicidae
Gene: lost
Product: methenyltetrahydrofolate synthase domain-containing protein
Exons: 5
Coding region: 160-1563 (467 amino acids)
Cellular component (GO): cytoplasm
Source: RefSeq, a predicted model, not a curated record
AUAGAAUCGACAGCGUGAAGGGGCCGCGUAUAAAUGGGAUAAAUCGUUCGGGUCUGUUUGGUCUAUUUUUGUAAAAAUAACUUUAGAAUUAUCCUUCAGAUCUGUUAGAUCUCAUCGCGAUUAUCCGUCCCACGAGAUUUAAUCGGUGGAGCGAUCAGAAUGACGGAAAAAUUGCCCGAGGAGGUGACCAAGAUGAGCUUUCGCCGGAAAAUAUGGGAUUACAUGUCGAAGAAUGAAUUGGUGAACUUUCCCAUUAGCAUACACAAGCGUAUUCCAAACUUCAAGGGCGCUGCAGAGGCGGCGCAGCGAUUGGCUGAAUUGGAUGAGUUUAAGAAAGCAAAGACGAUAAAGAUAAAUCCAGAUAAACCGCAGGAACCAGUGAGAUUCUUGUCCCUGGAGGCUAACAAAGAGAUCAUCGUGCCCAUUCCCAGAUUGAGAUCUGGCUUGUUUCUACAUGUUACGCCUGUCGCUGGUGCGAUAAAAGAACAGUUAAAAACAUUGGCUUCCAGGCACGGCUUGGAGCAAGCUGGCAAACCACUGGGGCUCAAUUCCCACAUUAAGGUAGAUCUUAUUGUACUGGGAUCUGUAUGUGUCAGCCAGGACGGAUAUAGGCUCGGCAAGGGCGAGGGUUUCGCGGAUCUCGAGUUCGCGGUGAUGAUGAGAAUGGGCGCGAUAACGGAGAACACGACCGUUAUCACGACCGUGCACGACUGUCAGAUCGUGGAUCACCUGCCCCCGCAGUUGUUCAAAGAGUACGACGUGCCGGUGGACAUAAUCGUCACACCGACACAGACGAUAUUUGUCGAGCCGAGAAAGAAGAAGCCGUCCGGCAUUUUGUGGCGGAUGCUCAGUGAAAGAAGACUUAAAACCAUGCAGGUAUUACAGCAGCUCAAAGAGAUGGAUGAGAAAGAAGGCAGGGACGUGGUACUGAAAGAGGUCGAUUCCGACGUAGAGACGCGUCAGUAUAUUAAAAACCGUCUGAAAUAUCCACGAAACAAGAAGCGUCCCGGCGCGAAGAAGGAUGCGUCCGGUACGAAGAAUUUCACUACGGAGGAUGGAACGAACGAUAAGACUGAUAAUAAGCCGCGUUUUACGCGAAGACGUUCGUACAAAAAGGCGAAAGUCGAGGAAGAGAGCAAUUUUCCGGGUGCCGAAACGAAAACGGAAGGUAACGCUAAAGGUGCGUCUCGUCUGGCUCGUAAGAAUCCACGCACCAGAACGAAGGCGCACAUCGACUUCUCGUUGAAACUGUCGAACAUCUCGUCCGGCGUCCGGGUCCGCGAAUUGAAGAAUGCUCUGCUGGAGCGCGGCGUCAAACCGAGCGAGAUUACUUGGCAGGGUUAUCGCGGUAUUUGUUAUCUUCACUUCACUAAGCUGAGAAGCGAGACCGGAUCUCUACUGGAUCAGCCGCUUCAGAUGGACUCGAUCGUGGCGAACUUGCAGCAGCUGCGAAUCGGCGAGUCCGGCGCAAACGACGACGACGAGGAGGUGGAGGGCUUUAUACGCGUGGAGCCGGCAAAACCGAUCUCCAGAAUCGAGGUAACCGACGUGACCGCGGUUUAAACGGAUAUUAUAUAUUGGAAAGUAACUAAAGCAAAUUGUGCGAUAGUUGAUCGUGAAUGUGUUCGGUCAUUUUUUUGACGUCGAACUAAUCGGGUAUCUUGCAGAGUUUAUUUUUUCUAAGACAAAUUUUUUACACAGUUACGCGUGCAGUAUGUCUCGGAUAAGACGAGUGUUUUCCGUUAGUUAGCGAGUUCUCAGAUGAGUUUUCAGAACUUUUUUCUUCGGUGAAUUCGGAAAUUGACAAUUUCGAAUUUUUUUCUAUCUUUGCGAUCAAAUAUGCGUUACACGCGAGUCUGUUUGAAUUAUUGAACGAAACGAGGAGGAAUCCUCAUUCGUCCGUCGAUUUGUACAUAUUGUAACGACGCCGUAACGUAUCAGGAAUGUCGAUGAUACAUUUUUUGGUCAAGAGAACUUGAUUCUGAAUUUGCAAGAAAGUUUUGGCAAGUUUUGCCAGAAAUCGCUUGAUCGCCGAGACGUACUGCACAUAUUUUUCUUCUACUUUAUAUGAUAGAUACCAGCUUCGCCGCUCUAAAUAUAUGCAAGACGAAUGUCCUAAUUAGUGGCAAGAUAAUCUUCUUUGCGUGGAAAUAAGUGAAGUGAUCAGUAAUACACGUAUUUUAAGCUUAAGCAUGUAAAAUUAAUUUUACUUAAAAGUUUGAACAUUUCGAGUUCUAAACGUAUUGUAUUUUUUGCUUGCAAAAUAUUCUAUAAUCUUUUUUUCUUUGAUCGACAAUACGUUUCAAUUGCUUGAGGUCAAAGAAUACCUACAAAAAGUAUCAAAUAAAUGCCUUAUAUUAACGGUCAACUUAUAAGAUGAUUAUAAGAUGGUUAACUACUCGGUCGUCGUUAGCAGCAUGCUUAUAAUUAUAUUUUAGCAUUCAUUAUGGCUUUUAUUUUCACUUGAAGUUUGUUUCAUAACAAAUAAUACAUAAAAUUAAGAAUAACAUAUUUUUUUUCGAUAAAUAUAUAACUGUAUUAUCUAACUUAUGAUUAAGGAAGAGAUAUUAUUGUCACAAAUUGAGACAUUGUCACUAAUUACGACAUUUAUUUUACCUUGUGCUAACAAUUAGAAGUACGUUUCUUUUUAAUAAUUAUUUUAUAUGUUACUGUUACUUCGCUUAGAUCUAUAUUGCAGUUGUACUUGUGAAUUAAUUUGUGGUGAAUUAAGCCGCGUUGAUAGCGACGAUCUGAAAGUCGAUUCGGACUGGUUCGGAUUUGAUGCAGUGCGAAUAUAUAUUAAUAUCAAUAUAUGGUUGUUACUAUUAACACAGAGAGAGAGAGAGAGAGAGAGAGAAAGAGAGAGAGAGAGAGAGAGAGAGAGAAGGAAAGAGACCGUGUAUUUUUGGCGAACGAUUUUAUUUAUGUCACUUCCACAUCAAUAAUAAGCCAUGACACUGUUACGUCAGGGAGAAAA